AUGGGUAUAGAAGGAUUAUCUUAACUAAUAAAGCCUAUAUUAGAAAAAAAAUACUUAUCGUAAUUAAACAUAAAAUCGGUAGCAGUAGAUGCCAUGUAUUUUUUAUAUAAAGGUUGUUAUGCAUGUUCAUAUCAAUUAAAUAAUAAUAUAGAAACGAAAGAAUAUAUGAUAUAUUUAUUUAAAAUAAUAAAGCUACUUUAAUUUUAUAAAAUAGAGCCAAUAAUAGUAUUUGAUGGUCGUUCAUUACCCGCAAAAGACUUAACUCAUAAAUAAAGAGAAAAUACAAAAUAAAAAAACUUAGAUAUAGCAAAUAAAUUAAUCGAAGAAGGAAAAAAAUAAGAAUCAUUUAAGUAUUUUUCAAGAUGUCUUCGUGUAAAUAAAAAGAUGAUAUAUGAAGUAAUUGAUACUCUUUUUCAUAAUAAAAUAAAAUUUGUGAUCUCGCCUUAUGAGGCAGAUGCUUAAAUUGCUUUUAUGGUCAGAAAAGGAAUCACUGAUGCUGCGGUUACUGAAGAUUCAGAUUUGAUUUGUUAUGGAUGUCCUAGAGUUAUUUUUAAAUUAAAAUUAGAUGGGAGUUGUGAAUAUUUAGAUUUAAAUAAAUAUACAGAAAAUUAAGCUCUUAGAAAAACUAUUUAAUGUGAAAGUCUAAGGUGUUUUUUAGCCCAGAGUGAAAAUAAUAGAAUUCUUAUAUGUAUUAUGGCUGGGAGUGAUUAUAUUCCGAGUAUUCAUGGAAUUGGAAUUAAAAAGGCUAUUGAUUUAUUUUAUAGAUUAAAUAAUUUUUAGAGUGUAAUGAGAAAAUUAAGAGUAGAAUUAAAAUUUGAUAUUCCUUAAAAAUAUGAAGAAAUGGUACAAAAAGUGUCUCUUAUUUUUAAACAUUAACUCGUUUUUGAUUUUUAAGAGAAAAUACUUACUUAUAUAAAUGAAUUAGGUAGCGAUUUUAAAAAAGAAGAUUUAAGAUAGAUAGGAAUCAAAAUCGAAUAUUUCGAAGAAGUUUGUUAAGGAUUAAGAGAUGUUUAUAGUUUAGAAAAAAGACAAAUUAAAGAAAGUAAACUAGAUUUAUAGAAAUAAUAUUUAAAUUAUAAUUCUAUAAAGAAAAAUUAUGAUUAGUAUAAAUAAUAUAAUAAUAAUGAGAAUAAUAGUUUUUGUAAAAAUAAACAGGAAAAAAUAAUUAAAAAUAAAGACGAAAUUUUAAUAAACAAUAAAGAGAAAAAUAAUGAUGAAAAAUCUAGUGAAAAUUAAUUAUUUGAAAAUAUUGAAAACUAUAAUUUUAGCGAAGAUGAAGAAAAUUUAAAGGAAAUUUAAAUUUAAGAGAAACAAAAUGUCAAUUUUUUUAAAAAAAUAAAAGCGGAAAAUUAAGAUAAAAAUGCUUUGUUUUCUUUAGAAUCGUUUUGUGAUGCUUUUUUAAAUGAUUAUAAAUAAUUGGAAAAUGCAAAUGAAGAUUUUUGUGUUAGAAUUUAAUAAGAAAUUAAACGAAACGAAAAUAAAGAAGAACUCCAAAAAAGUGUCAUAAAAAUUAAUCCCUUUAUUAAAUAGAAUACAAUCAAUACUUCUCCAUUAGACUCUUUAGAAGCUUUUAAUGUUGAAAAAAUACCAAGACAAUAAUCAAGUGCUAAACCUGAAAAAAGAGUACUUAUUAAUAAUUAGAAAUUCAAUAAAAGUUAAUAAGAAAAUGUUAAGUCAGUCUAAAAAGAAAAAAAUAAGAAAAAUCUUUAUUCAUCUUUUUUUAAGAAUUGA
This is a messenger RNA of Ichthyophthirius multifiliis, 1731 nucleotides long. RefSeq lists its product as hypothetical. The record is from RefSeq and is a predicted model, not a curated record. NCBI's taxonomy places the organism in Eukaryota, Ciliophora, Oligohymenophorea, Hymenostomatida. The transcript has 2 exons. Gene Ontology annotation, molecular function: metal ion binding; 5'-flap endonuclease activity.